GGAAUAAUUUUUCUGAAAGUUACCGGAACGCUCUCAGAAUCCACAAAGGUGUACCAAUAUAUUCAACUCCUCUCCCUACCCCCACCCCAAGCCUUCCCCCCCACAUCUCCCUUUCUACCUCUCUUCAAUUUUGCAAUUAAGCAAGCCCAGUGCAUGUAAAACUGAAUCUUAAUUCGCAACGGGAUCGAGAAGUAGAUCUGCCUGAAUCACGUCACCAUUUAUUCAAACAAACAAUGUAGGAACGAAUCAGGUGGAACCCAAGUACGUUUACUUUAUAUGCGCUUGUUUGGCUUAGAAAACUGGGAUUGGAUUUGGGAUUGUGGCAAUUGUUGUUUGGUUAAUUGCUCAUUUGGUGGUUAUAAAUAAAAGGGAGAGGGGGUAGAGAUUAGAAGCAAGUACGUGGGUGAUGGACAAUUUGUUGGGUCUUCUUAGAAUUCGAGUCAAGCGCGGUAUCAACCUCGCCGUGCGUGACGUCCGUAGCAGCGAUCCUUAUGCCGUCGUCAAAAUGGGUAAACAGAAAUUGAAGACUCAUGUUAUAAGGAAGGACGUCAACCCUGUAUGGAAUGAAGAUUUAACUCUUUCAAUUUCAGAUCCUAAUCUUCCAAUCAAGCUGACCGUGUAUGACCAUGACACGUUCAGCAAAGAUGACAAAAUGGGAGAUGCAGAGUUUGACGUAAAGGCAUUUGUGGAGGCGAUGAGAAUGGAUUUGCAUGGUCUUCCAGCCGGCACGGUUGUUUCGAGAGUGCAACCAUCAAGGCAAAACUGCUUGGCAGAAGAAAGCUGUAUUAGGUGGACAGAUGGGAUGGUUGCCCAAGAUAUAUGCCUUAGAUUGAGGAAUGUAGAGUGUGGUGAAGUGGAACUCUCUCUCCAUUGGAUUGACCUCCCUGGCAGUAAGGGUUUAUAGAUAAUAUACCUCCAUAAGUGAUCUAUAUCUUUAUCUGUUUGAUGCAACUGGUAUUUGCUGAAGAACACCAAAGGGAGCGUCAUAGAGUGGGUGUUUUUUCUUUUCUAUAGACAUGUUUCAGAUUGAUCUUUUUUUGCAUCAAGGGUUGCAGCUCGGUGUGUGAGCUUGAUGAACUUGGUUGUUGUCAAUAUAACAUCCUAGUUUACCCUUCUUGUUGUUUGGUCAAGUGCAUGCCAAGAAGGAUGGAUUUCAUUCAUAAUUUGAAAGCAUAUGGUUCUUUCGCCA
This is a messenger RNA of Rhododendron vialii, 1189 nucleotides long. Its product is annotated as protein C2-DOMAIN ABA-RELATED 4-like. The coding region runs from base 407 to 904 and encodes 165 amino acids. The transcript is spliced from 3 exons. The record is from RefSeq and is a predicted model, not a curated record. Lineage: Eukaryota; Viridiplantae; Streptophyta; Magnoliopsida; Ericales; Ericaceae.